Malania oleifera is the source of this 1601-nucleotide messenger RNA. RefSeq names its product pollen-specific leucine-rich repeat extensin-like protein 4. Lineage: Eukaryota; Viridiplantae; Streptophyta; Magnoliopsida; Santalales; Ximeniaceae. The record is from RefSeq and is a predicted model, not a curated record. The transcript is spliced from 2 exons. The coding region runs from base 330 to 1319 and encodes 329 amino acids.
UGCCUCCCCAAAUAAACUUUCUUCUUUUAUUAUUGUGUGGUGGAAAGGAAAAUUUUACUGCAUUUGGUUUCGGGUUGACUGGUUUUUGCAUGAAACGCAUUAAGAGGCUUGGUGGCCGGGUCGCUGUUUUGGGAAAGUUGAGAAGCUGUAAUUUCCUUUUCUAGGACAAGUAGAUGUGAAAAAGGAGUACAUUUUAACAGAGAAUAUAUUUACGAAAGCCGAAAUUGUUCAUAUAAAAGGCAAGCCAACCCAUGCAUAAAGUCAUUCUUAUAAAUACAUACAUAUGCCCAGAACUCAAAGACGAGUAGUUCUUCAAGAGGGAAGUGAAUAUGAAGAGUUUCAAAAUGUCCUGGUUUCUUAUAUUGCUCAUUCUCAGCUUCACAUUUAAUCCUUCAGAAGCCAACAAUGAUCACGAGAAGCUUCCAUCUGCUGCUGUUGUUGGUACGGUUUACUGUGACACAUGCUCCCAGCAGGGCUUCUCCAGGACAAGCCACUUCAUUUCAGGUGCCACUGUAGCAGUAGAAUGCAGAGAUGGGAGUUCAUCAAAGCCAAGCUUUUGGAAGGAAGCAAAAACAAACGAGCAUGGAGAUUUCAAGGUCCAGCUGCCAAUCUCAGUGGGCAAAAGCGCCAAGAAGCUCAAGGACUGUGCUGUCAAACUCAUCAGCAGCAGCGAGACAGACUGUGCUGUGGCCUCCUCUGCAACUUCGUCUUCCCUGCGUCUCAAGUCAUGGAAGGAAGGAACCCACGUUUUCUCUGCUGGAUAUUUAACCUUCAAGCCUCUGAAACAGCCAAAUAUGUGUCACCAAAACCCAAGCCGCCAUGGAUCCAAAACCCUAAACUCCAGGAAAGCUGUAAUUCCAGAAAUACCUGCCAUUAAUCUAAGCCCUCUUCCCCUGAUUCCCGGCCUUCCAGUACCAUUACCAUACCUCCCUCCUCUACCACCGCUAGAGCCUGACCUCCUCUUCCCGCCGCUGCUCCCGCCGCUCUUCCCGUCGCCGCCGCCGUCCAUCGGGAUUCCGCUGCCCCCGAACCCAUUUCAGCCACCGCCAAUUCUGCCCCCCAUACCGUUUCAGCCUCCGGCACCGCCGGCAUUUCAAUUGCCACCAAUCAUACCACCGAUACCGGGUUUUAUUCCUCCGUCCUCGCCGCCGCCGCCGGCGUUCCCGAUUCCUCUGCCUCCGAUCUUUUCACCUCCACCUGGCCUUCCAGGCAUUCCGGGGAUUCCACCAAUCUUUUCACCUCCACCAGGGAUUCCGGGCAUUCCCCCGGCUUCUUCUUCUUCUUCUUCAUUUUCAUCCGCAGAGAAAACGUCUCCUUGAUCGAGCAGAGCCCAUCUAUAUAUGUAAAAUUCUGUAAUAAGUGCUAGUCGUUUCAUAUAGCUGUUUUUUUAUUUUUAUUUUUUUUUUCAAUCUUCUUUGAUAGGUUGCAGUUAUGGCAGAAAAAUGAGGUUAGAUGCAUGUGCUCUGGAGUGGUAUAGCAUAAUACUAUGGGUUGUGAUAGUGAUGAGUGUAGGCCCCAAAUUAUUGUACCUGGAAUAAUGCUUGCUUGUGGUUUAUUGAUGUGAGAGUUAUUAUAAUUGAAUUUAGUUUGAUAAACAUCAA